AGGACCUCAUUCAUCAUCGACUUCCUCACUUUCGUUUUCGUGUCGACCGAGUAGAUUUUCGAUUUUCUAUGCAGAACAUGUCACCCUCGUCUGUUGACUUAAGAUAUUAGUGAAGUGCAUACACCUGCUGCCCCCUCGAAUUCAUAAUCCCUUGAAAUUUUCUUUAGGGCUUACUAGGCUGAGCAAGCACGGACGAGUUGUUCGUUGAUAUUUUUACUAUUGAUUUUUGAUAAGUGCCUCUCUUGAACCCUUUUGUAUGUGUUUUUUGUAAAUUUGAAAACAAGAAAUUCAAAUAAGCUGUCAAGUGCACGAACAUCGAAGCCUCGCCCUGAAACUGCAUGAUCACGAGGCGCCUGUAGUCGCAGCCGCACCGAAUUCGUUGUCUGCCGCGUUUAACGUUCGUCUCCCGCAGCUCAGUGUACCAGUGGACCACAGCGACAGCGAGUCUUUCUCUCCGCGACAAGGAGCGUUCUUGUAGCUGCCCGAGCCCGACGCCGACGCACAUCCAAUUCCAAAUUUUCGGACCCUGAAGACCAUACCCAAACUCGUUGAAUCGGACAGCUGUCCUUAAAACGUUCGCAACGUCAGCUCUUCUUCCAUCUUCGUCUGUGGUGCUCACUGCACGAUGAUACGGAAAAGAACCCGGAGGCGGUGACGACGCCCCGCACCUUGCCGAAAGGAAAACCUAGGGGUCCCCCGCCGACAGCUGCACCUGUUGCAGCGCACAGGAACGGGAGAAGUUGACAGUAUUUUGCUCGUCUCCACCCAGCGAGGAAAGUUUCGACCCUGUUGAGUUGAAGGACCUUCUUCUAUCUCCCAAGAACCUUCACAACAAUGGGCGCCGCGUGUACGAAGUUUCUCAUCUAUGAGGUGGUUGCGGUCGCUGCAGAGUUUGAGGCCGCGCACCUCCAGCAGCAACCAGAGAUACGGACGUACCCAUAUGACGAACGGGUUCACGGCACAUCAAAAAAAUCGUCGUCGUCAUCUUCGAGUAGCUCAUCGUCGAAGUAUCGAAAAGAGGACGAUGUUCACGUUACGGAGAUAAUUCUCCCUCCACCACCGAGCCAGUCCCCAGUAGGUGCAAAAAGUGGUGGCGCGCCGUCAACGUCGUCGUCCUCCUCCUCCUCAUCCUCAAGCACCGCUGGCAGGACGAAAAAUACCAGAAAUUUGAUAGAAACGAACAAAUCGCCAUCGUCCUCUUCAGCAAGCGGGACCGGCACGAUACACACGUAUGAAGACUCGGCAACCGCAGCCGGUGCCGAAAUGGUACUAGAAAAAAGCGCAGAGGAGUACAUCCGAAACCUCGAAAAUCCAUUCAAGGCGGGCAGCAACAAAAACAAGCGAAAAAUGCAAACCGACGCCGAUGAGCAGGCGUUGCUUAUCCAGGAAAAAACACCCAUCCACAUCCAAUUUGUCAUGCAAAACAUACAUAAAGUUCUGUGUUUGUCAUGCAAAAAAUGGAUAUGGAUGGGUUUUUUUUCUGUGGAUACUGCUGGAUCUGACCACAUGCCGCGCGCCGGAAUCGUGGCGGGGCUGCCAGCCAAUGUCCCAGUGGCUAGUGCACAACUCCGACCCCCUGAUCAAUGGGUGGCGCGUCCUCGAGGUGCAGUUUUUCAGCGACCGGAAGUGUGAAAACAAACUCAAGUGGAACACGCCACUGUCAGCGCGGUUCCUCUCUUGCGGCCAGCAAGGACAAGGGUAAUAUUUGUUUAGUGGUUCUUUCACGCAUGCUAUCUAUGUUUUCAAAACCCGCCCAUCAACAUGCUGACUCCGAAGCAAUGUAGUAUGCCACUGGCCGCGGGCCAUGCCGAUUGAGAAAAAAUGACGUUAGUAGAGCUACUUGGUUUAUACUGCCACCCACGCUCGGCGAGCAUCAGUAGUGAUCUUGUGAUACAAACAUCAUCAACGUUUUGCAGGUUUGCCCCCGUGAAUGGCAUGGAUAACAAGCCUCAGACGCAAUGGAUCAGCGAGUGCGGUACGGAAUCUUUGGACUGCGACGGUAUACCCAAUGCACCAUCAGACCCCAAUCGGGACAUGUGCAGAUCGUUCGACGAUCGCUACAACGGGCAGACGCCGUCCGAGGCCAACUAUAAGGGUACGUACAUAGGUGCGACCUUCGCAAGCCCACAGGCCGUCCAAUGUGUGCGACUCCUGCAGGCCGGAGCUCCCUACCGCUCUGACCGAGUAUCUACUUUUGAUUUCGGUGGCUCUUGUUUCGGCACUGUCGGUGUUGCAUUCCGAGCGACUACAUAUUCGACUGACUUUCAUUUUCCAUAGCUGCAGCGCUGUCUGUCAUGGAAUAUCACAAGAAUGGGUGCGAUGAAUGAAAUUGAAUCUCAUCGACAAAGAAAAUAAAAACUUCAGCUAACUGUGACGUCACACAAUCAAAACGAUUGCUACAUAUGCGCCCAUGGAGCCAUGCCACUAGCGGACACGUUUCAGGAUGGAUUCGACACCUACAUCGGCACACCAGGGCUCAAACUCGAGCUUUACACAAAUGUACGGAAAGUUUCUUUAUGACAUUGAUGGCCGCUAGUAUGUAUCAUGUUGCUCAUGUCUAGUACGAAUAGCCUACUGGUACUGAUGCAUAGAUUGACAAGUCAGAUCAUCAUGGUAGCUGCACCAGUGUUGCUUAUUUCUAUUUGAAGCUGAUGUUGAAAUAACAAAAACAAAACAGCUGCGAACAUGGGACAACACGCAUAUGCCCCAAAAUUGGCCAACAACCUGGGAAGGUGUAGUUAGGACGGACAACCUCAAUGUGACCACGAACUCCUCCGACAUUAACUAUCCGCGGUCGCCGGACCCAUGGCGUAUUUUUUUUCUGCCUGUUUGAUUGAUGAGGCUAAGCCAAACAAAGGCACUUCUUCUGUUCUGCAAUCAGAAUGAUCAAACGAUUUCAUAAAUGCAUGAAGUCAACACCAAACUACAAAACAGGACCUGGAUGGCCUCACCCGAAGCAGGAGUACAUAGCGAGGUGGCAGGGCUUGUUGCGAAUCAUGACUACGGGACCAUACCAGUUUCUGUUGCAGUGUGACACAGAAGCCCGCAUGUACUUCGGAUCCGGGGAAGACAGGCAGCUCGUCUUGCAGAAUAAUGGCUCGGCAUCACAGUUGGUCGGCUUAUACUAUGAGGCAGAGCUUUCGAUGCCGGUAAUUUUUUGUAUUUUUAUUAUGAAUUUAAUAUCUGGUGUGCUUCCUCACCCUACUGGUACUGGGGGUCUGAGUCAAGGAAAAUAUACGAUCUCCAAUCACGCAGCUUCUCCCGAGCUCGAGCACCUGCGGGUGCAUCGAGCCAGUUUAUUUUGCUUUCAAAGCAAGCUAUUUUUUAAAUAUUCUGACUCAUGAUCACCGACGGCAGGUAUUGGAGGCCGGUGUGCGCUACUUCGAGGUUCAAUACAAGCACCUGACAACAUCUCCGGGCGGUAUGGUAAAUGACCAGAAUGGUAUCAUUAUUUCCUACAAAGGCCCAGAUACGAUACCCACGGAAACCACGACAACCACUAUGGGUAUGCCAGUAAAAACCAAGAAUGACGGCAGGCCGCCUACCACACUCCCGCCGCCAAGCGUCAUGGACAUCGCACUGUGGAAGGUAAGCAGGAAGCUGUCGUUGUAGCUGCUAGUUUUACAUAGCAAUAUCCGUAAUGACGUUGCUCUCAAUACAGUAGUUUUGGAUGCCGGCCUCCAGUGUGGAUAUUUAUUUUGAACCGGGAAAAGUAGAAACGUCACAGGUUCUUCCCCCCGAGUCCAUGAUGCGCGGCAUUACAGACGACGAUGCGGUGUCGAACUCCGUGUACAUCCUCGAACCGAAAAAGCACUGCCACAGCAUCCGAUACAGAAUUUUCGGGGACCGACCCGCAGCACAAGCAGCAUGCGAUGCUGACCCCACUUGUGGAGGCAUAUACGGUAUGAGGAUUUAUAGAUUCAUCUCUACAAACUCAAACAGAAGCUUCUAUUUCUCGUAAGGAUGGUGUGCCUCUUCCGUGGAGAGGAUUCGCUUGGUAUGGAAUUGGAAAUUUUGAUUUGUAUUAGCCUGUGAGGGCUGGGCGUGGUCGCGCUAGCUCCUGCCUUGAACUAACGGACAAAAGCGAACCACACGACAAUUCGGUAGUUGCAUGGAGGUUCCUUCGUAAAAAAAGAGUAAAGGAAUGAUGAAGUAAAAGUCGGCCGAUAUUUCUACCGGCACGACCAACUCACCCCUUCAUCGAUCAGGUCGCGACUGCAACAUAGCAGAGGACACGUAUCAAGGGCUCUACCUCUGCAAGCUACCUGUUGGACAGUCCCGUCUUGUCCUCGGAAAUCGCACCGAAUUCAUCUCGACGGAGAACAGUUGUGUUUAUGUGAAGUAUGACGCUUCAGAAACGACAACAUUCCCACCAAUCACUGCCGGACCGUUGGGUAGCGCGAAUCGCAAGACCGACACGGGUAUGCAGUGCAAAUAUUUCUCGCUCAGGGUGAAUGUGGAGGCUUGCAUGAUGUCUCUUCGCGAUCAACUUCGAGAAGUAUCGGUCAUUUUUCUGGCAGAGGAGGCAUUCGAGCAUUUGCGUACUGUUGAAUGAAAAUACGCAAGAACUCCGAAUCAAUUUUUCAGCUUCUCGAGUUCUGCAUGAAGAGUUCUAAUCAUUUGUGUUGUGCUCCUCACGGGCACAUUCAAAUUCAAUGCAGCCAUGCACAGCAAAUAUGGGGAUGGCGAUAAUAAAAAGACAGACAGACCAGGCCACUUCCAUUCCCAAAGACGUGCUGCAUUUAUUCCCCUGACCAGGACAUGUUUUCAUUGCAUAGCGGCUUUUGCGGCCAUGCUGUUGACUGCGGCCGGGACUGUGGCCGGAUACCUCUUGUAAUGUCAAAUGGUUCUCAGCCUGCUUCAACGUACAACAAGACAAACGAAGCAAACUAACCCGACUGUAACAAUCUCAAUCACCACUGCACUGACUCGACCUUGAGCUUUUUUACUCUAUGUUGUAUGCUUCUUAAAUUCCAAACUGAAUUUAAUAGUGUAGCUGUAGUUUACUCAAAAAACAAUAAAAGCAAAUUAUAUGCGUACUUUCCUGAAACAAGUUUGCACAAGACUGUCUGCGAAGCUGUCUUUCUCUGUUAAUCUGUGUAUGCGUGCCUGUCUUUCGACUUCGCUAAUCUGUUUAUUCUUGUCCGAAAACCAGACUGAAACAACUUUUUUAGAGUUUGCUGACCAAAAGUCCGCACGGCGGAUGUCCUCGCAUGGCGAGGGAAUACGGAAGUGAAGCCAAAGAGAGCUUUUGCAACUCACUAGUUGCAGUUAUUUUACAGUAUAUUAUCUGAAAGCAAAAACGCCAAAUGCUUGGAAAAUGAUUUCCCCCGAGCGUGCUGCAUCAGAGGCGAGAAACGGAGACACAGGUGCCGACGUUGUCUACAUCUACUCUACUUGUACUUCCCUCACCUGUACUUGUACAUUACUUCGACAACGGUCGACACAACACAGUUGCAUUAGCGGCCCGAGGACUUGGUCGGCGGAGGGUAUUUAAAGAUACCACAAAGUCCGCCUGACCAGCUCAACUGGACACAAAAAAAAAGCUAGCGCCGUCCAACGAAUGCAAGAAGUGUCGUGGUGACGAUCUAGAUUUCUCCAGGUGGUCGAGCAGUCACUGAUGCUGAUUCGCUUCUUGUACCAUGCGCAUCAAGCGCCAGCACCUAAAUUCGAACGGAAUUUUUCUGCUAUGAGCUUCUUUUACUUCCUUCACUAUUGACGACUGAUGCUUCGAAGUACUUCCUGUUCCUGACGAUAAAAUCUAAGACUGAGACUGCUGCUUUGAGUUUUAUUUACUGCGAUUUCCCUUUAGCUUUAGAAUUAGUUCUUGGCCGUUGUCUUCCGCCAGUGGUAGUGGUGUGUCGUUGUCGACGCUAGAUGCAAUAUCAAUAAAUCCAAGUUGUUGGCGACACCGAUGACAUAGCGCUCGUUCGACGAAAACAGCGACACACUUCACUCUGUGCCGGCCACUAACCCUGAUGAAGAAGUGCCCGACGCGGAAUCGCAUUUGCACCGAUAGUUGUACAAACUGUAGAAACAAAAGACUCUCUGAUGAGGAAGCAGAACAAAACCAACGCAGUGUCAGGGCAACAGAACCCGGACGUUCCUGUUAAGUAAUGGCG
Messenger RNA from Amoebophrya sp. A120, 6122 nucleotides. The record is from the annotation of a GenBank genome assembly. NCBI's taxonomy places the organism in Eukaryota, Dinophyceae, Syndiniales, Amoebophryaceae.